CCGACUCCCGCUCUCCAAUUCAAUAUCCGACGCGCAUCGCAUUUAGCAAUCACCACUCCUCCGUUGCUCCUUUCCCAGCACCCGCAGUUCUCUUGGUUGCUCGCUGCGGAUGGAUUAUACCUAGAGCCCUGUGAUUCCCCAUGCCUUGACUCUCAAUUGACCAUGUUAACGGUGGAUGAUCUUACCCCUCCGCCCUGCAGCUUAUCAAUUUCGGUUUUUCAUUCUCUCCAUCGCAUUCCUUCUGAAGCGUCCUGUCCUUGAAGCGUAUCAUGAAGCCAGAUAUGGAUUGUAACCAAGCUAAUGGCCAUGGUGGGAGACUCGAUGCGGGCUGCCGUGACAUAGACCACUAUGCAUCCCGUCUCCCACGAUGGCGAUACAAGCUCCGCCAGGCCCUCAUCCCCAUCAUCCGCGCUGAAACCCCCUACCUCGCCAUGCUCCAACACCACCUCCGAUCCCCCAACCUCGACGGCUUCUUCGCCUGGUCUGCCAACCUCGGGACCCACACCGCCUUCAUGGUCCUGCUCCCGAUAUUCUUCUGGGCUGGCCACACCUCCUUCGGCCGCGCGUAUACCCAGAUGUUGGCCGCCGGCGUAUUCUUCUCUGGCGCCAUCAAGGACCUGCUCUGCCUCCCGCGCCCGCUCUCGCCCCCAUUGCGCCGGAUCAGCAUGUCGGGGAGCGCGGCGCUGGAGUAUGGAUUCCCGAGUACCCAUUCGACGAACGCGGUUUCCGUGGCGGCGUAUGCGCUGGUGCUGAUUUGGCGGGCGGCCGAGGAGGGCAGGAUAUCGAGUCACGCCAGCACAGGCAUCCAGCUCCUGAUCUGGGGGUAUACCUUCGCCAUCGUCUUCGGUCGAUUGAUUCUCGGCAUGCAUGGUUUCUUUGAUGUCAUUGUUGGGUCGCUCCUUGGCUUAGUCAUCGCCAUUGUACAGAUCCAAUGGGGCGAGGACUUCGAAGUAUGGCUCACUGGGCCUUCUCCGAUCCCGAUUAUAACAUGUCUGCUCUUGAUUCUCUUCUGUGUUCGGAUUCAUCCCGAGCCUGCCGAUGAUUGUCCAUGUUUUGAUGACGGCGUUGCUUUCGCGGGAGUUAUAAUCGGGAUUGAAGGGGGCAUUUGGCAUUUUGCAACCACCUCGUAUAGCGUGUCCGAGCCUACACCCGGGACCGCCCCAUUUUCUUUUGAGCGUGUCGGGAUAUUCAAAUCCCUGUUGAGAGUCGUUCUCGGCAUUGCUUUAAUCUUUGCGUGGCGAGCGACCAUGAAACCGAUUCUUCUAGGAGGUCUUCCUCCUCUAUUUCGGACUUUGGAGCGCGUGGGCUUCGAGAUGCCCCGAAGAUACUUCCUCAAGGCCUCUCAAUACACCAAAAUCCCCUCGACAGCCUAUCUCGACAGCGUGAUCCCCUCAGCGUCCGACCUGCCUACCAUCAUCACGAGCUUCCGGCACCCGCGUCGGCGCGCCGUUUCCAUUGGUCCUCAAUCCCAAGCCGACGCAUACGAGGCCAUCGCCUACCGGCGCAUUCGCCGCGAAAGCAUGGGCCAAUCCCGCACCACCCCGUCGCCCAUGCACGCGGCCUCCGCCCACCCGUUCGGGCGGCCGAAGUUCGAUUCCGUGCACGAGCAGGAGGCGCGCGAUGCGAGCGCCGACGACAGCCCAGACGUCGGACGGGAGCGGUCGCGGAGCUUUGGUGAGACGAUCAGACCUGAGAUCGAGAAGUAUCAGGGGAUGAUGGGGAGUGUGGCGCCAGAGCAGGAGACGGAGGAGCUGGGCGAGCAGGAGGAGGAGGCGGCCGAUCAGAACAUCCUGGCGGGGGUACAGAAGCCGCGGGUCAGGUAUGAUGUUGAGGUGGUGACGAAGUUGAUCGUAUAUUCCGGGAUUGCAUGGUUAGCAGUUGAAGGCGGCCCAAUCCUCUUCGAAAUUCUGGGGCUAGGGAUGUCAUGACUCAUGAUGGCUAUGUAUAUAUUUUGCACGGAUGUUCAUGUCGCUGUACAUAUCGAAAGCUGGAUUGCGGCACACAGUAUUGGCCUGGUAUAUGUAUCAACUCCUACUUCGGCCUGCUAUCGUUCGACUUCCCAAGUUUCCUGCUCGCAGCU
Molecule: messenger RNA, 2080 nt
Organism: Eremomyces bilateralis CBS 781.70
Lineage: Eukaryota; Fungi; Ascomycota; Dothideomycetes; Eremomycetales; Eremomycetaceae
Product: PAP2-domain-containing protein
Exons: 4
Coding region: 270-1928 (552 amino acids)
Cellular component (GO): endoplasmic reticulum membrane
Molecular function (GO): sphingosine-1-phosphate phosphatase activity
Source: RefSeq, a predicted model, not a curated record